GGUUUCCGGUGCAGGUGGGGAAAAUGGCGGUGUCUACAGUGUUCUCGACUUCGUCGCUGAUGCUUGCUCUGUCAAGGCACAGCCUAUUGUCUCCUUUGCUCAGUGUGACAUCAUUCAGACGCUUCUACAGAGGUGACAGCCCAACAGAUUCCCAAAAGGACAUGAUUGAAAUCCCUUUGCCUCCAUGGCAGGAGAGAACUGAUGAAUCCAUAGAAACCAAAAGAGCCCGCCUGCUCUAUGAGAGCAGAAAGAGGGGAAUGUUGGAAAACUGCAUUCUUCUUAGUCUUUUUGCUAAAGAACAUCUGCAGCACAUGACAGAAAAGCAGCUGAACCUCUAUGACCGCCUGAUUAACGAGCCUAGUAAUGACUGGGAUAUUUACUACUGGGCCACAGAAGCUAAACCAGCCCCAGAAAUAUUUGAAAAUGAAGUCAUGGCCCUGCUGAGAGACUUUGCUAAAAACAAAAACAAAGAGCAGAGACUGCGUGCCCCAGAUCUUGAGUACCUCUUUGAAAAGCCACGUUGAGCUGUGCUCCACGGCCUGGCAUGGGGGUUCAGUCUGUGGAUGGUAACUACUUAUGAUGGACGUUAGCCUUGCUUCCGGCUUCUUAGAUGCCCAGCUGCCCUACCCCAGACCACUGGUCCUGCCUCAAGUGAUGGACAUAACCCUCUCCUAGGACAUACAUGUAAAUGCACAAUGUGACUCAUUCUCAUACUUUUUUGUUCAGCUCUGAGCCUCAAAAGUGAUUUGUCAGCAGCGCUGGCAUGCAGGCUUUGCCUGGCUGCUAUCUCUAGAGGCAAGUCUGCCACGAGAGGGCACUGCAGGCGAAGCAGUUGUGCUUGCUCAUUGCCUCAGCCCAAGUGUACUCAAAGAAAAGAGGCAGCCAGCUGUGCGUGCUGUAUGGAAAGCCUCCCGCCCUCCCUGCAGCUCCCCGCCCUCAGUGGCCCAGGGCUUUGUUGAAGUGGAACUCCCCACUUCCAACCUGGUAUGGCUCCUUCUGCGAAGGGAAGCUGAUCCCAGCCUCCUGAGCUGAAUCCUUCAAAGGCACAGCAGGCAGAAUGAGGGCCACAGGCAGGAGUGGUGUGGGCACACUGCUUAGGAGUCAACAUCUUCAUCAUUGGGCUUUCUUUAAAACGUGCACUUUGUAAUUUGAAAGAGAAUUAUUAAAGCAUACUGAAAAAAGGAAA
This is a messenger RNA of Homo sapiens (human), 1186 nucleotides long. It is a transcript of the gene SDHAF2, whose product is annotated as succinate dehydrogenase complex assembly factor 2. Gene Ontology annotation, cellular component: mitochondrial matrix; mitochondrion. The record is from RefSeq and is marked validated. The transcript is spliced from 4 exons. Gene Ontology annotation, biological process: negative regulation of epithelial to mesenchymal transition; negative regulation of canonical Wnt signaling pathway; mitochondrial electron transport, succinate to ubiquinone. NCBI's taxonomy places the organism in Eukaryota, Metazoa, Chordata, Mammalia, Primates, Hominidae. Bases 24 to 524 code for a protein of 166 amino acids.